Molecule: messenger RNA, 1204 nt
Organism: Ruditapes philippinarum (Manila clam)
Lineage: Eukaryota; Metazoa; Mollusca; Bivalvia; Venerida; Veneridae
Exons: 2
Coding region: 206-1204 (332 amino acids)
Source: RefSeq, a predicted model, not a curated record
UGUGCAUUGAUCAUGCGAAAAAAAUCGUGUAAGACAGUCGAUUAUUUACAAGCUUUAAAAGCCGAUUUACAAAAGUAAAUAAAUGAUGAUUUAUUUGAAAUACUGCAAUUUCUUUUGGACAAAAACUAAUUUUAAACAUAUGGGAUGAAAUAGUGUUACUAGCGUAUCAUAUGAAAUAAUUGUUUAAUGUGAGGAAAGGAUUAUCAUGUCAUCCGAAAGGGUCAUUUAUUGUAGAGAUGUUUCAGAACAAGAAAGAAUCAGGAAUAGAACUGCAAAUGGACUUUUAUUGAAAAUUUAUGGCAAUAAAGAAGCGGGUGGAUAUAAUAGAAGAGAUAAAUAUGGAAAUUAUAUGUAUUGUAAUGAGCGAACGGACUGCAGAAUUGCUAUUGAGGAGCUUCUUUGCACCGAUAUAUUAGACUAUGUAAAACGGAAAGAUCCUCGAUUUAGCGGAAAGGUGCAUGGUGUCGGAAGUUGUUUCGCUGGAGUGUCUGUUUUAUCAAAUGAGGCCGAUCUUCUGUUUAUGCUAGAUAUUGAAGGGGUUCUUGAAGAAGACAAGGAAAGACCGGGUUAUGCAAAAUAUCGCCUUUCAGACCAAUGCUUAGAAAACUGGAAAGAUUGUGUAACGGACGAUGGAUAUCUGAUGUCAAAAAAAUUGUCAGCAAUGUUUUACUUCUAUGUAGAUGACGCUUUAAAUUCCGGUUUGCAUAGAAAGUUACCUUUGCUAGAAACUAGAUUCAUUCCAACCGUUUGCUUAUCAGGCCUCGGGACAAUAGCAACAACCCUAACGGUAACGUACAACAAUUCAGUUAUUAUUGACGUCGAUUUAGUAUUAGCAAUAAAUUGCAAAGGGUUACCAUCAUUAGCAACCGCAACGUGGCUUAAAGGAAACGCAGAGUGGCCUAACUCUGAAAUUGUUUCAAAAAUAAAAGCGUCCGGAUAUCAGCUUGUUUCAAAAGCACCUUAUACCCUCACUGACGAUGAACAAUCGACGAUGUGGAGAAUCUCUUUUUCUCUGGCUGAAACCAUGCUGAUACAGGACCUAGAUACAAGGAUCGGUUUUAGCACCAAACUAUGUUAUGGUUUGGUUAGAUUUUUCAACUUGUGCUUCUUAGCUCCCCGCGAUAGGAAUUCAAAGCCGUUUAUGAAAUCGUAUUACUUGAAGAUAAAAUGGUUGUAUGAAUGUCAAAAUACCCAAACGAAAUGA